ACGCAAAGUCUCUCUUCUUGUUGCCAACUGCCAAUCUCUAAACAUUAGAGAGAGAGAGAUUUAUCUGCUUUGUCCUUUUGGAGCACAAUCCGGUUCUUUUCUCACUUAAUUACUCGCCCUCAUCCCUACACGAAUUACCCCCCUUCCCAACCCACCAGAAUGGUCUCUACCCCGCUUGCCAGCGCAAACGCCGCUGAUCCCUCCUCCCGCAAGGUCUUCACCAUCGGCACCCGCAAGUCCAAGCUCGCUCUGAUGCAGACGGAUCUUGUCCAGGCCGCUCUGAAGGCCCGAUGGCCCGAAUAUGAAUUCAAGAUCCAUUCGCGCGAAACCGCCGGCGACCAGAACACCACCCUCGCGCUGCGGGACUUCACCACCAAGAAUCUAUGGACUCAGGAAUUGGAAGAGCUGUUGAUGGCCGGUCAUGUGGAUCUGAUUGUGCAUUCGCUAAAGGACGUCCCUACUCUCCUGCCGCCCUCUUGCACGCUGGGCCCGAUGAUGGACCGGGAGGACACACGCGACGUCCUGGUCGUCAAGCAGGGAUUGUCGUACAAGAGUCUGGCCGAGCUGCCUGCGGGCUCGGUCGUCGGGACAUCCUCCAUCCGUCGCACCGCGCAGCUGGCUCGCCGAUACCCGCACCUGAAGGUGGCGGAUGUGCGUGGGAACAUCGGAACUCGCUUGUCGAAGUUGGAUGCGGAGGACAGUCCGUACAGUUGUUUGAUCCUGGCGGCUGCCGGCCUGCACCGUCUGGAUCUGCAGGAUCGGAUCACCGCCUACCUGGACUCGAAGAACGGCAGCAUGUUCUACGCCGUCGGGCAGGGGGCGUUGGGUAUUGAGGUCCGCAAGGACGAUCAGCUGGUGUCCGACAUGUUGUCCGGUAUCGGCCACAAGGAGACGACUCUGGCGUGCUUGGCCGAGCGGAGCCUGCUGCGCACGCUGGAGGGUGGCUGCAGUGCGCCUCUGGGUGUCGAGUCGGAGUGGAUUCACGCGGCCGAUGGUUCGUCCAAGUUGAGAAUGCGGUCGAUUGUUGUGAGCGUGGACGGCAGAGAGAGCUCCGAGGUGGAAGUUGAUGGAUCUGUGGAUACGCCUCAGUCGGCCGAGGAAUUCGGUGUUACGGUCGCCAACGCUUUGGUGGCUAAGGGCGCCGGAAAGAUCCUCGAGGAGAUCCAGCGGAACAAGCGGGCUCCUCAAUGAUCGCUUGUAUAAAUGGCGCUGUGGUGGAGAUGCUGGUCCUCUCCUUCACUGCAGUCACAGAGGAUACGAUCAGAUGGAUACCCGUACAUGAAAAAGACAUGUUGCAAAUCUAGGAUAGAGUAUGACAUAACAAUGCAAAUCGUAAGACAUAUCUGCG
Aspergillus saccharolyticus JOP 1030-1 is the source of this 1348-nucleotide messenger RNA. Its product is annotated as porphobilinogen deaminase. Gene Ontology annotation, cellular component: cytoplasm. The record is from RefSeq and is a predicted model, not a curated record. Gene Ontology annotation, biological process: heme biosynthetic process. The transcript has 2 exons. NCBI's taxonomy places the organism in Eukaryota, Fungi, Ascomycota, Eurotiomycetes, Eurotiales, Aspergillaceae. Gene Ontology annotation, molecular function: hydroxymethylbilane synthase activity. The coding region runs from base 160 to 1191 and encodes 343 amino acids.